AUGAAGCUGCAUAGUCUCCUGUCAUGCUCGCUCACACUGGCCGGCAUGGCGAGUUCGGUGCAACUGACGUUCUAUGGCUAUCCCGACAACGCCCCUCCCGGCGCGGGCACGGCGUACAACUGCGGAGGACGCAACUUCGUCGCAGGCGGAUCGGGCACCCAUGACGACCCUCUCACCAUAGCCACGGCGCCGGGCGAGCUCAACCAGUGCGAGGUCAUCUAUGUCCCGUACCUGAAGAAGUACGGCCGCGUCGAAGACAGCUGUGCCCAAUGUACCGACGACUGGAAAUCAGGGAAGCAGCACAUCGACAUCUGGACCGGUAGCAACACGGUCGACGGCGGUCAGCAGCAGUUCAAUUGCGAAGACGCUUUGACCCCCAACGCGCAGCAGACCAUCAUCAGAAACCCAGACUUCAACCUUGAAGUCGACAACGCCGCGCUGUAUGAUCCUAACACGGGCACUUGUGGGACCAGCCACACAUAUGGCGUUCGCCAGUUCUCUCACCAUUUCCGUGUGUUGGAGUUCGACUUGUAG
Messenger RNA from Capronia epimyces CBS 606.96, 534 nucleotides. RefSeq lists its product as uncharacterized. NCBI's taxonomy places the organism in Eukaryota, Fungi, Ascomycota, Eurotiomycetes, Chaetothyriales, Herpotrichiellaceae. The record is from RefSeq and is a predicted model, not a curated record. The transcript is spliced from 2 exons. The coding region runs from base 1 to 534 and encodes 177 amino acids.